UCAUUCUGAAAACUUUAUUAAAAUCCAGAGCAAGUUAUCUAAAAGGAAGCAAAUAUGAAUUCCGACGAUAUUCCAAAUGUCAAUUUGUAUCAUCGUGGUGAGGGCAUGUUUGGUAAAUCUAAAAAGAAACAAUACGUACCUAAAAUCGGUGAAAAAAAUGUAGGAUGCGUGUGGGAAAAUCAUCAAAAUGUUUUUCAUGAAUUGAACUGGAAUCAAAAAAUAGGGCGAAAUGUGCUAGAAGAAAAAUCGGAGCUGCAAAAAGUCUUUUCGAAAAGAAGGGGAAAUCAACAAGAUGAAUCCGGCUUUAUUAAAAACGGCGAAUUCUUAAACAAAUUUAAGAUAAUUACGGGAAUGAAUAACGAUAAUGGAAGUGACAAUGAUAAUAUGGUAGAUAAAAACAAAUCCAACAUCAAAAACAACAAUUCCGAAUUUCAUAAAAUUUAUUCAAAAAUAACCUCCAACACCAAAUGUUAUUAAAUAAUUUUUUAAAUUAAAAUAGCACUCUAACAAUAUAAUUAAUUUAAAUAGGGUUAAAGUAAUUUAGAAAAUCUACAAAUUUUAUCACAAUAUUGUGAAAUAUAAAUUAUUAUAUUUGAUUUAAAUAAAAAAAAAUAUGC
Messenger RNA from Gordionus sp. m RMFG-2023, 617 nucleotides. RefSeq lists its product as uncharacterized. Lineage: Eukaryota; Metazoa; Nematomorpha; Gordioida; Chordodea; Parachordodidae. The transcript has 5 exons. Bases 55 to 477 code for a protein of 140 amino acids. The record is from RefSeq and is a predicted model, not a curated record.